This is a messenger RNA of Lycium barbarum (goji berry), 597 nucleotides long. RefSeq lists its product as uncharacterized. NCBI's taxonomy places the organism in Eukaryota, Viridiplantae, Streptophyta, Magnoliopsida, Solanales, Solanaceae. Bases 4 to 372 code for a protein of 122 amino acids. The record is from RefSeq and is a predicted model, not a curated record. The transcript is spliced from 2 exons.
GAGAUGGCUGUUAAAUCUACUAUCAAGUCAAUCACUCCAAAAACUGAGGAUUGGAUAUGCAAAAUUCAAGUAGUAGAUAAAUAUCCUCCCAGAGACAAGAAAGACAAAAGUGGAAAAUACCAACUGAUGGUUUUGCAAGACGAAGAGGAAAAUCAAAUUCAAGCCAUCAUUUGGAAUGUUGAUAUAAUGCAGUUUGACAAGUAUUUCAAACCAUUCCAAACAUACCUGGUGUUAGUUGCACAAGUAAAAGAACUGAAUCCUGCAUAUACUAAUCCAUUCAACAAAUACAUUUGGACAAUUGACAGAAAUACUAUUGUUGAACCAAUUGAAAAAGUCAUUCCUCCAGAUAAUCCACUAUCACCGCCAACAUGAUUGGCUAUCACCCCUUUUGAGGCUAUUGAGCAUCAAAUGAAAGAUUUUGAAUUUGGUAACUAAAAAACCUUCAAUAUCUCAUUUGCAAAUUCACACUCUAUUUUUUACUUAUUCAUUUAUUGUUUUUUUAUCUAAAGAUGUCCUUGAACUACUUAUUAAUGCUAGACUUGCAAGUAAUGCAUCAAAUGGGAAGAAAUUCCAGGAAUUCAUCAUUAUGGAUACUCA